UUCCUCUUCCCCCCCACUUUCCCUCAUUUCCACCCAUUAUUCCCAGUUUGCCUCCAUCCUUCCCUCACGCCCGCCCCCUCCUCCCUCAUAGCGACGGCCCCGCCCCUCCCUUUUCCCGCCCCCGUGCCUUCGGCCAAUCAGCGCCCGAGCCCUGGGGCCCCGCGGGCCAAUCGGAGCGACGCGCGGGAGAACGCGAGCGCUGCCUGGCGCCCAACGGCCGCCGGCGCGAGCUGGCACUGGCCCCGCCCACCGGCGCGUGAGGGUGGCGUGGCCUCGGGCCCGCUCUUUCCCAGACGCCACUGCCGUCAUGAGCCACCACCGGGGGGGUCCUGGGGGCCCCCCCCGCAACGAAAUCAGCACCUCGUCCCCGCCCGCUCCAAAUCCAAACGCCUCCGGACCAAACGGGAACGCAACGCCGCCAAAUUCGGCCCAAAGAUCCCCUUGGGGGGGUCCCGGCGGGGUCCCGGCGCUCCCCCGCCCUGGCUGCAGCCUCCCCCGUGGGGGGGUCUCGCUUUGGGGAGCCCCCUGGGCCCCCCCAAGCCCGUGGUGAUCACUCAGAACCGGCUGUGCCACCGUGGCCUCUUCAACCGCGAGGUCAAAUCUCUCGAUGUCCGGCGCCUGCUGACCCCCUGCCCUGGUGGGGAUUGCCCACCCCCAGCCCCCCAAAUUGAGGAGGGCAUGGUCGGGGGGGUCCCGGCCGAGGCGCUGAAGGAGCUGGUGGCGAGUCUGGCCUCGCUGCUGGGGAGCUUCGGGGUGUUUUUUGGGCGGGAGCUGGUGAGCGAGCGGCGCCGGAGCCUCGUGGCCGCGCUCAGGAGGCACCGACAGGGACUCCCAGACCUGGGGGUCUUCCUGGCCCACCGGACCGCGGCCCAGCCCCCAGGUACUGCUCCCACACCAAGGAGGGGGGGGAGGCACCGGAGACACCCCCUCCCCCUCUCAGGUGUGGUGUCUUCAGCAGGUCAGGAGACCCCCCGGGCCCCCCGGCAAGAGGCGAGGCCGGGACUCCCAGGACGAGUGGUCAGUCUGGGGGGUUGGGAGGUGGGGGACCCCCCUGCUGGGACCCCCAGCCCACUUCGUGCUGUCGAUACGCCCCCGCCGGCCCCCCGCACCCCCAGCCCCAUUUUUGGAGCCCCCAGAGAGCGGGAGACCCCUUUUUCGUGGAGCUCGGCUGAGGAUGAGGAGGAUGAGACCCCCGGGCGGCUCACCCAGACCUGGGGCAAUGGCGGGGGGCUCCUGCCAGGACCCCCCCCCCUUUUGGCAGUCCCCACAUCCCUGCCGGGAGGAGGAGGAGGAGGAGCUGGAUGAAGGCUGGACCCCCAUCGCCCCCCCUGCCUUCAGCCCAGACCCCCCCACCAUGGGGACCCCCUCAAUCCAGAGACCCCAGCGGGCCCCCCCCGCGCCCCCCGACCCCCUCGGACCCCCAAAAUCUGGAGAAGUGAGACCUCCUGGGUCCCCCCCGGAUCCCUCCAGGCCCCCGUGGGAUGCCCCAAGAGCCCCUUGGGAUUCCCCAGACCCCGCCCGAGCUCCCCUGAUCCCACCCAAACCUUCCCAGGCCCCCCAAAUCUGGAGCCCAGAGCCCCGCAGG
Molecule: messenger RNA, 1585 nt
Organism: Corvus hawaiiensis (hawaiian crow)
Lineage: Eukaryota; Metazoa; Chordata; Aves; Passeriformes; Corvidae
Gene: PRR19
Product: proline rich 19
Source: RefSeq, a predicted model, not a curated record